UCAGUGCAUCAGUAAAACUGAUCUGAAUGCAUUGCAUGGUGCAAUUGCUAUUAUCUUCCUGGUAUGGGCCCUUUGUAUCACUGUAUAAGAGCAGAAGACAGCCUCUCAUUAGUUCACAGAGCGUGAAUGAGCUGUAUCUGCAAUGGGCAUCCUUUGGCUUAUAGCAACUCUGCUACUGGUGCAUUCCUGCUCUCCAGGCGUCUGCAUGCAUCAUGGUAUCGUUGGCGGAAAAGUCUCCAUUCCACAUAGCAGGGCCUAUAUGGUCUACAUUCGCGACUCAGAAACAAAAACAGCAUGUGGCGGUGUUUUGGUAAGAGAGGACUUUGUGAUGACAGCUGCCCACUGCAAUAAUAAUCAUCUCAUGGUGUAUUUGGGGGUCAGCGACACAGACCAUUUACCUCAGGGUGUGGCAGUGCAUCCCAUUCCACAUCCAAAAUUCAAAAACAAGCCAGGUCAUGAUAUCAUGCUUCUAAAGCUCAAAACCCCAGCAACUUUGAACAAGACUGUGAAAACCAUUGCCCUGCCAGAAACUGAGAAUGCAGAAAUCUCAAAGAACUGCUUGGUCAUGGGUUGGGGCUGGCAGAAUUACGAUAAAGAGUCUCCAUCAAGGGUCCUCAAAGAAGUCAAUGUGACUCUCAUUGACUCCAAAAACUGUGGCUCAGCUGACCUCAUCUGCACUGAGGAAUCAAAUGGGCCAUCAUUGGGAGACUCUGGAGGGCCACUUGUUUGUGGAGAUUUUGCUCAGGGCAUUGUAUCUUAUUACAUAAAUGAGUCACAUAACAUCUACCGCUCAAUGUACACUCAUAUUGCCCAUUACCUUCCAUGGAUUCAUCAUGCCAUGAAGACACCUACUCAGCAGCCAAAUGAAACAUGGAAGGGGAAGCUGGAUAAACUCAUUUAAUGUUUGGUUUCAAUUUUGAGCUUCUGCAAUAUCAAAAUAAUGUGCAUGUUUAAAGUAAACUUAUGCAUCACCAUUCUAUUAAAAGUCUAUUAAAAUGCA
Myxocyprinus asiaticus (Chinese sucker) is the source of this 1000-nucleotide messenger RNA. RefSeq names its product granzyme G-like. Bases 143 to 901 code for a protein of 252 amino acids. Gene Ontology annotation, molecular function: serine-type endopeptidase activity. Lineage: Eukaryota; Metazoa; Chordata; Actinopteri; Cypriniformes; Catostomidae. The record is from RefSeq and is a predicted model, not a curated record. The transcript is spliced from 5 exons. Gene Ontology annotation, biological process: proteolysis.